Molecule: messenger RNA, 4125 nt
Organism: Scomber scombrus (Atlantic mackerel)
Lineage: Eukaryota; Metazoa; Chordata; Actinopteri; Scombriformes; Scombridae
Gene: abcc5
Product: ATP-binding cassette, sub-family C (CFTR/MRP), member 5
Biological process (GO): transmembrane transport
Cellular component (GO): membrane
Molecular function (GO): ABC-type transporter activity; ATP binding; ATP hydrolysis activity
Source: RefSeq, a predicted model, not a curated record
AUGAGAGAUCAUGACUUUGGACGGAGCGAGCUGCCGGGGUCAGAGGUCAAACCCUGCCAGGAUGCGUCGGGUGUGUGUUCGGACAGAUCAGCUGGUUGCCAUGGUGAAGAGUUGGAGGAGGGCGGAGCUACAGACCAAAACAAAGCAGGUGGAGACAGGCGUGCUCACCCCGUCGACAGCGCCGGUCUUUUCUCCUUCAUGACGUUUCAUUGGCUGACUCCUCUGGCGGUCCUCGCCCGCCGGAAAGGACGCCUCCUAUUGGACGACAUCUGGCCCGUGUCACCGCGGGAGGGUUGCCAUGCCAACAGCCUGAGGUUGGCGUCUCUGUGGGAAGAGGAGCGGAGGUCAAAGGGCAGCGAGGCGUCUCUGGGCUCCGUGGUCUGGUCCUUCUGCCGGACCCGACUCCUGCUGUCCAUCCUCUGCCUCACCGUCACCCAGCUGGCAGGGUUCAGCGGCCCGGCCUUCGUGGUGAAGCGGUUGCUGGACUACUCCGAGCAGCAGGAGGCUGAUCUGGGCUUCGGGCUGCUGCUGGUUCUGGGUCUGCUGGGGACGGAGCUGGUCCGGUCCUGGUCUCUGGCUCUGACCUGGGCCCUGAACUACCGGACCGGGACGCGGCUCCGAGGGGCCGUCCUCAGCCUGGCGUUCACCAAGAUACUGCGGCUCCGCAGCGUGAGGGACAAGUCCAUGGGACAGCUGGUGAACAUGUGCUCCAGUGACGGCCAGCGGAUGUUUGAGGCAGCAGCGGUUGGCAGUCUGCUGGCUGGCGGCCCCCUGGUGGCGGUGCUGGGCGUUGCGUACAACCUGUUCAUCUUGGGGCCGACGUCUCUGCUGGGCUCGGCCGUCUUCAUCCUGUUCUACCCCACCAUGAUGUUCAGCUCCAGACUGACGGCGUACUUCAGGAGGAAAGGCGCCGCCAUCACCGACAGACGAGUGCAAAAGAUGAACGAGAUCCUCACCUACAUCAAGUUCAUCAAGAUGUACGCCUGGGUCAAAGCCUUCUCUCAGGACGUCCACCGGAUCCGCGGGGAGGAGCGCCGGAUCCUGGAGCUGACCGGUUACUUCCAGAGCAUCACGGUCGGCGUGGCUCCCGUUGUCGUGGUGAUCGCCAGCGUGGCGACGUUCUCCGCUCACAUGUUGCUAGGAUACGACCUGACAGCCGCUCAGGUGCCCUUCACCGUUGUGACGGUCUUCAACGCCAUGACCUUUGCCCUAAAGGUCACGCCUUUCUCUGUGAAGUCUCUGUCGGAGGCGUCUGUGGCCGUGGAGAGGUUCAAGGUGAGGCUCAGUCUCUUCCUGUUGCCGGAGAUCGACGGCGUCCGGGCGUUGCCUGGCGAUCCUCAGGUUGCCGUGGAGAUGAGUGGAGCCAGUCGCUGGGAAGGAGGCGGGCAGAGCGCCCAGCCGAGCCCGUCUGUCCGAGCAGCGAGAGACAAGAGCAGAGGACAGAGUGGCCCUGCAGGAGGAGCAGGAGCAGAUGAGGAAGAGGGGGAAGAAGGCGAGGAUGUGGAGGUGUUACCCCCCCUCCUCUGCCCGUCCCCUCUGGUGUCUCCUCGACUGCAGAGCACUCUGCACCACAUCGACCUGAAGAUCCAGCAGGGGCAGCUGGUUGUGUGUGUGGAAGUGUCGGCAGUGGAAAAAACGUCUCUGAUCUCGGCCAUCUUAGGACAGAUGACGGUGUUGGAGGGCAGCGUGGCGGUCCGAGGACGGCUGGCCUACGUGGCUCAGCAGGCCUGGAUCCUGAACGCCUCGCUGAGAGAGAACAUCCUGUUUGGGCGGGAAUACCAGGAGGACAGGUAUCAGGCGGUGCUGAACACCUGCUGCCUCAGACCGGACCUCGCCCUGCUGCCCAACGCCGACCUCACAGAGAUUGGCGAGCGCGGCGCCAACCUGAGCGGCGGGCAGCGGCAGCGAAUCAGCUUGGCCCGUGCCCUGUACAGCGACCGGGACGUCUACAUCCUGGACGACCCGCUCAGCGCCCUCGACGCACACGUAGCCAAUCACAUCUUCCACAGCGGCAUCAGGAAGCUGCUGCGCCAAAAGACCGUCAUCUUCGUCACCCACCAGCUGCAGUACCUGGUGGACUGUGAUGAUGUCAUCCUGAUGAGGGAGGGCAGUAUAGUGGAGCAGGGUAACCAUGACGACCUGAUGAAACUGAACGGAGACUACGCCUCCAUGUUUAACCACUUCCAGCUCGGAGAGAGCCCAUAUAUAGAGGCUCCCAGCAGGAAGUGUGGUGGCUCUCAGAGGAAGUCAGCUGACAGUAAACCAGGAUCAGUGAAGAAGAACGCUGCGGUCAUCAAAGAUAACGCGUUGGGGGAGGAGCAGCAGAUCGGGGGGGUCGGCUGGCCCGUGUUUCGGCUCUAUGUGACCUCCUGCGGUGGCGCCUCCUCCUGCCUCCUCAUCCUCGCUCUGUUUGUUCUCAACGUGGGGAGCUCCUCCUUCUGCCAGCUGUGGCUCAGCUACUGGAUCAACCAGGGCAGCGGGAACAUGACGGUAACCGGGGGCAACAGUUCGGCAGUGAGCCUGAGCAUGAAGGACAAUCCCAUGAUGCAACAGUACGCCGCCAUCUACGCCUCCUCCAUGGGAGUCAUGCUCCUCUUCAAACUCCUCCGAGGAGUCGCCUUCGUCAAGGGAACGCUGCGCGCCUCCUCUAAGCUCCAUGAUGAUCUCUACCAUAAGAUCCUCUGUUGUCCAAUGAGCUUCUUCGACACGACGCCGACGGGCCGGAUCCUGAACCGCUUCUCCAAAGACCUGGACGAAGUCGACACUCGUCUGCCGUUCCGCGAGAUGUUGAUCCACAACGUGAUCCUGGUGUUCUUCUGCCUCGCCGUCAUCAGCUGCGUGUUUCCAUGGUUACUGGCGGCGGUCGCUCCUCUGGUGCUGAUGUUCGCCGCGCUGCACUUCGUCUCCAGAGUCUUCAUCAGGGAGCUGAAGCGUCUGGACAACAUCACCACCUCCCCCUUCAUGGCCCACAUCACCUCCUCCAUACAGGGGGCUCCCCACACUGCAGGCCUACGACCCGGGGGGACCGACUUCCUACUCAGGUACCAGUCUCUGCUGGAGCAGAACCAGGCUCCGCUCUUCCUGUUCAGCUGUGCGAUGCGCUGGUUGGCGGUCCGGUUGGACCUGAUCAGCGUCGCUCUGAUCAGCAUCACGGCUCUGAUGAUGGUCCUGAUGCACGGGCAGAUCCCCCCCGCCUACGCCGGCCUCGCCAUCUCCUACGCCGUGCAGCUGACCGGUUUGUUCCAGUUCACGGUGCGUCUGGCCUCUGAGACCGAAGCUCGGUUCACCUCAGUGGAGAGAAUCCACCAUUACAUCCAGUCUCUGUCCCAGGAGGCUCCGGCCCUCAAAGGUCGCGCCCCCCCCGCUGACUGGCCCCAGCAGGGGGAGCUGGAGUUCAGGGAGGUUCAGAUGAAAUAUCAGCAGAACCUUCCUCUGGUCCUGAACCGCUUCUCCUGCUCCAUCAGGCCCAAAGAGAAGGUCGGCAUCGUGGGACGCACCGGCUCAGGGAAGUCGUCUCUGGGUGUGUUGCUGCUGCGGCUCGUUGAGUGCUCUGGAGGAUCCGUUCUCAUCGACGGCGUCGACAUCAGCGACGUCGGACUGAACGACCUCCGCAGCAAACUGUCAAUCAUCCCUCAAGACCCGGUUCUGUUCAGCGGCUCACUCAGGUUUAAUUUGGACCCGUUUAACCGGCACACAGAGGAGCAGAUCUGGGACGCUCUGCAGAGGAGUCACAUGAAGGAAUGUGUUUCCCAGUUGCCCCUGAAAUUGGAGUCGGAGGUGGUUGAGAACGGUGAGAACUUCUCAGUAGGAGAGAGACAGCUGCUGUGUGUCGCCAGAGCGCUGCUGAGACGUUGCAAGGUGCUGAUCCUGGACGAGGCCACAGCUUCCAUGGACGCUGAGACGGACGCUCUGAUCCAGGAGACGAUCCGCAGCUCGUUCCAGGACUGCACCACGCUGACCAUCGCUCACCGGCUGCACACGGUGCUCGCCUCGGACCGCAUCAUGGUGCUCAACCAGGGCCAGGUGGUGGAGUUCGACACACCGUCCAGGCUGCUGGCCAAUGAGAACUCGCGGCUUCGCUCCAUGAUGGUCGCCGUGGAGAACAAGAUUUCAGUCCGAGGAUGA